Limulus polyphemus (Atlantic horseshoe crab) is the source of this 4131-nucleotide messenger RNA. RefSeq names its product extracellular matrix-binding protein ebh-like. The record is from RefSeq and is a predicted model, not a curated record. Bases 1 to 4131 code for a protein of 1376 amino acids. The transcript has 5 exons. NCBI's taxonomy places the organism in Eukaryota, Metazoa, Arthropoda, Merostomata, Xiphosura, Limulidae.
AUGCAUCUUCACUUGAAACUUCGGAAACUCCAGAAAGAACAAGAACGAUUAUCUCUCAUUCAGAGAGAUAAUCAGAUGCUACAAGAUAGAAUGGCCUGUAUCAUGCGAUCACGUGGGCGUUUGGACAAUGAAAAUCUCAACUACAAACAGAAAAGUUUAAACACAACUUAUCGCCAAAUGGAGAUGAUACGACUAGCUCAUGAAAAUCAGGCUAUUAUACAAAGAUUGAUGGCUGUUGAUCCUGAAUAUAAUCAUUUACGUAUGGAAGAUGAAUAUAGGAUCCAUGCCAGGCGUAGACAGAAUAUACAAAAAUUCCCACACUGGGCUCAAAGACAAACUCAAGUAGUUGGACAGACUCGACAUCUCGCAGGUAGAGGGCAUGGAAAACGUUUCCACGAUCAGAAAGUUUCCACAUCAAAAAAGAACACAGUAUCGUUAGAAGAAUCAUCAUACGAAAAUCAGGAAGAUAAUGAUUACAGUCAAGGAGGAUAUAGAAAUCAAAGUGUUAAUGGCUUAUAUACAAACGCCUACGUGUAUAACUACUCUACAGAUCCUCACGAAUGCCCGCCAUUCCAUCAGUAUCCCUCACACUUCCAGAUUGUCGAUAUUCAAACCGGCAACCAAUACGUGGUGCCUGAAAACCAGCAUUCAACCACUGCACAAUUAGGCUACGACAGUGCAAGUUCUCACGAAAGAAGCCAUUUUGAAAAAAAUGCCACUAGUAAAAUAAAGUCAGUCUCUCAUUCUGGUUCAUUAAAUCACUUUAAAAAUCACUUGAUUUCUGAUUCAAGCAGACAAACUUACUUUGAAAAUAUGAAAAGAUGCUACAGCUAUGAGAUACAAAAUGCUCAAUGUGAUAUCGAGAGCGAGAAACAGAAACAAGUAAUAGAAUAUGUUAAUUAUUAUACAGAGAACCCUGAUAACGGCAAAACAAAGUCAGCUGCCAUUUCUCAUCCAAACUCAUCUUCAUCAAGUAACUACCCGAGUCUGAAAGCCGUUAAUCAGCAGAAAAUCUCUGAAAACAUGGAGAGAAGCUACAGCAGAGAGACACAUGGAAAAAAGCGAGAGGAUAGUGAAUCAACUAAUUAUUUCAAACAAGAGCAACAACAAAUUCUAAAACAGCUCCGAGAAAGCGACUAUCGUCAUGAAAUGCAAAUAAAUUAUGGAAUGACACAUAAGCAAGAAGCCGGAGAUUCAGGGCCUAUAGAUAAUUCCACUAGCUCAGUAGACGAGUCUGGGAACGAAGGUGAUUCGGAAACAUCUCGAGAAUCUCUAGACAAUAUUGUUAUAAGGACUGGUCCUUUACAAACUAGUACACCGCAGAGAUCACAGCCUUCUGAGACACAUGGAAGUCAGGAUUCGUCGAAAGUUUCAAGCAGUGAUCAUAUAAAUGAAGGAAAACCGCAAGAAAAUAGUCUGAAUAUAGCUGACUCGAAAGAAGCUAGUAUACUCACCAGACAUCCUAAUACUUCUGAAGGAGUAUUUCAGGGAAAAGCACACUCUUAUGAUAAGCUGAUAACUGGUGAUCAUGAACAAACCACUCUUAAUUCUGUGUUUCGAACACUGUCAGUCGACGAUCGUCGGAUAAAUAAGUUAGAAGAGUCUCAAAUGCAAUCCAAGAGUUCAUUAUUAAAAAAUCUUUAUAAUGAAAAGGGGAAACCAAACAAAAAUCGAACAGACCACUCUCAAGAAGAAUCGGUUCCGAUUACUGAACAGUUUACUGGCGUAGCUACAGUACAACAAUUGCAUUCUCAAGUUAUGUUUGCCAAAGAAUAUUAUAUAAACGAAAAGAAAAGGUCUCAGGGGAAAAUAAAUGACAACACUGAGAAGAAACUAUCAGUAUCUAAAGACGAAGAUACUACAAUUAUCCUGCCAGAAAAGUUGAAAGAUCAAGAAAUUCUUUCAUCUGACACAGAUAAUAAGGUACAGUGUACAAAGUUUUAUAAAGAUAUUAUCAUUGAAUCUGAGCAGCGACUACUUUCAGAACAUGAACAGGACUUUGACCCUAAGAGAAGAUCGGAAAUUGAAUAUAGGUCACAAGAAAGUAACAAAGUAAGCAAUAAACCAAUUGAUGGAUCUCAAGAGAUUGUGAUCUAUUCAGAAAGAAAAAAAACAACAGAACAGGAACAGAAGUCUGAACACUGCGAAACAGCAGUUUCAGAUGAAACAAACGCAAAAGAGUUGUUAAACAACCAAAAGGUUUCAUUAAACAGAGAACUAAUAGAAGAAUCUGCGGAUGACAUAACCAACAAUUUUGGACAACAAAAUUUAUCACAUCAACCAUUACGAACGGCUGAGACAACUAAGAAGAAAGAUACAAUCUUUAUUAAGUCAGCUGAGAGGUUCCAGGAAGAAUUGAACAAUUACUUUGAACAUAAAUUCUUAUCAGGCCAAAAUCAAGAUAAUGAUGAUUCCGAAAUACCAUUAGUUGAAGUUAGACAUGAAUCCCAAAAGAAUUCCCAAACAGAAUAUAAAUCAAUGGUACAAAAUCAGGCAGGUCCAUCCAAAACAGAUCUAGUAAACCAGUUUAUACGAGAAGAGGCAGGUCGAUCAACAGCGGAAAUAAGCAUAUAUCUUGAACAGCAAAGGUUGGGAAAACAAAAUCAGGACAUUGGGAGUAUAAGAACACCUUUAACUGAAUAUAAUUCUGAAUCUCGAGAUAUUCUACUCAUGGAAAAUGAUGCAUACAACAAAGAAGUUUUUCAUACGUUACAGUAUAAUGAAAGUUUUGCUUCUUCUGGUCAAAAUCAAAACUAUAACUAUACUGAGAUAUUAACAUUGAAUAAUCUAAGCAUUAAAGAAGCGUCACUCAGUCAAGAAGAACACGAUAAAAAGCUUCACGAAAACAUAGUAGCUUCUAAUGAGCAAAGGACACCAAUUCAACAAAAUCUGGAGUCAAAGAAAAAACUAGAGAUAAAUGACAGAUCUCGGAAAGAACCUGUAUUUUAUUCUAAAACGAAAACUCCAUCCAACCUAAACAAGAGUUUUGAGAAUGAAGGAAGUUUGCUUUUAAAUAACGAACCUUACAUUCGACAUUUUUUACUGACAAGAGAGGAAAUUGAUGAAGAAGGACAGUCAGAAGUACAUUACGUAGAAUUAUGUGUUGAACCUGAGAAUUCCUUACUGUUAAGGGAUGAUCAAUGUAUUGAAAAAGAAACGUUGACAGAUGAUGACGUAUUAGAAAACCAUGAUAAAGACGACAAAGAGAGGAAUAAAAUCCAAGAAGAGCUCGUAAUCGGAUCUGAAAAGAACCACGAAAUACUUUCAGCAAAUAAAUCAGAGACUGAGAAGGAAUCAAUGUCAGGAGUGUUUGACAAAGACUCCACCAAUCAGGAACCUAAAACUAUAAGUGAUACAAAUAUUCUUUGGGAUAUUUCAAACACAACUAACCAAGAAACAAAAGAGGAAGGAAAUGAACUUAUUACAGAAUUGGCAAAAAAAUAUUCUGGGCUUAAAGAAAAGUACAAUCCUAAUACAACGCAGUUAAUAGAUAUUCGUACAGAGGAACCUGGGGAAGGUGCUCCUAUAAAGAAAAAUAAUAUUAUUGAGGAAAAGUAUGCAGAACAAUCCAACGAAUUGUUAAAUGAAAAUAGCGAAAAUAUACUGGAGGAAAGGAAUGAGGAUGGUGCAAGCGUUACACAAGUCGACCACAACAAGGAAGAAAAACUGGGGUCGCUUAGAGAGUCUAAAAGUGGACCACAAUACGAAAGUAACGUGCGGAAACAGUGGUCAGAGUAUUUUUCACAAAAUCUAAAUAACUUACUAAAUGAGUCUGGAACGAAAAAUAAUGAAUCUUGCCAGGGGACAUUUGAAUAUAAAACAGCGUCAGAAGAGAGGGGAAGUGGCUUUUAUAAGACUAAUGAAGAGGAUAGUGUUGGUACCGUUGAUAAUGCAAUAGAAAGUUUGGAUUUUGGUUCACAGAGUGGUGAUAAUAAUGAAUUUUUGCAAACAGAUGCCGCUGUCGCACACCAAAGUGUUAGAGUGAAUGUUACCACACAAGAUCGUAAAUGUAACGCUUCAAAAUGUGAAGUUGGAACAAAAUAUAGAUCAACAAACCGUGAGCACCAGUCAAAUGAAAAUGCAUCCAUCAUCGAAGAGUAUGCUGAUACAACUACUGAUGAUCAAGUCUAA